AUGGAUGCUAGUAAUGCUUUUAAUUCAAUUAACAGGUUAGCACUCCUUUGGAAUGUACGUGUCUUAUGGCCUCGCGCCUCCCGAUUCAUCUAUAACACUUAUAGGGGCUGGUCCCCAUUGAUAAUGAAAGGGAGCCCUGAUGUUAUUCUUAGUAAGGAAGGUGUCACACAAGGUGACCCUCUCUCAAUGUUCAUUUAUGCUGUGGCCACUGUCCCUCUCAUAUGCAAACUCAAUCAGAUCUCUGGUGUGACCCAAUUGUGGUAUGGAGAUGACUCCUACGCCAUUAUUGGUCUCUCUCAACUUCGUGUGUGGUUUGAUCUUCUAAUUAAGAUUGGUCCACAUUAUGGCUACUUUCUAGAGCCCCGCAAGAGCAGUCUGAUUAUAAAGAGCAAUGUCUCCGUUGAAGACACUAGAGGAUUCAGUGAUGUAGAAGUUAAUGUUGUUACUAGUUGUCGGUUUCUUGGUGGCACUAUUGGAAGUGAUGUGGGUCGUGACGAGUUUGUCUCUUUGAAAUCUGAGGAGUGGGAACACCAUGUCAAUUUGUUAUCUGAUAUAGCUAAAGACCAACCACAGGCAGCCUAUGUUGCCCUGACAAAAUCUCUUCAGAAUGAGUGGGCAUUCCUACAGAGCGUUAUUCCACACUGUUGCCACCAUUUCCAACAAGUUGAGAACGCUCUAUCAAGUAAAUUUAUACCAACCUUGAUUGGGCACAACAUUACACCUAUAGACCGCGACCUCUUCUCUCUACCCGUACGACAUGGAGGACUAUGUAUCAGGAAUCCCACUAUUACAGCUGACUCACUGUACUCUACCUCUAGAUGUGCCACUCGGCUGUUAGUUGAUGCAAUUAAAGGACAGAGCAACUAUUCUUUCUCUGAUCAUUAUGAUUUAGUUUCUAGUACAAGAACAGAAUAUCUCAAGUCUCAAGAGGUCUUCUAUAGUCAAGUCUAUGACACCAUCUUUGAUAAGUCUGACCCCAUGAUUCAGAGACUACUAACUAGAAACAAGCAUAACCUCUCUGCUAGGCUCACAGCUCUCCCUGUUCGAAAGGAUGAUUUUAACCUAUCUUCUGUCGAGUUUAGGGACGCUCUCUGUCUGAGAUACAUGAAACCAUUGCUACAGUUACCACCCGUGUGUGAUGGAUUUAAUGCUCCAUUUACUACUACCUAUGCAUUAGAUUGUAGAAAGGGUGGACUUGUUAUACAUCGUCAUCAUGAAAUCAGAGACCCUUUUCAUGAGCUAUCCUCUCUUGUUUGGUCCUGUACUGUUAAGGAGCCAGUGAUUCGGGAUGGAAGCUUGUCAGAUCCCCCAUGUGAAACCCUCAUUGCUGAUUUUAGUGCUAGGGGGGUUUUGCAGCCUCAAGCCACAGCUCUCUUUGAUGUACGUGUGAUCAAUACAGAUGCCCCAUCUUACAUCAACAAGACACCUGAUACUGUUCUUAAGAACGCUGAAAAAGAAAAGAAAAUGAAAUAUGGUUGUGCCUGUGAAGAUAGACAUGCCAUUGUGUAUUUCCAUUGAUGGGCUAUUGGGUAAAGAGAUGGAAUCCUUUGUUUGACGUCUGGCCGAGAGUUUAGCUACAAAGUGGGAUCGCCAGCUCAGUACCACACUAUACUGGGUAAGAGCCAAACUGUCCUUCUCACUGAUUCGUGCUGUUAAUAUGUGCGUUAGAGGAUCUCGUCAUAAAUGGCAGGGGAUCGGUAUGGAGGAUGGAAAUGGUAUCAACCCCAGUUUUUUAAAUUAACUACUUAAUUAGAACUAUAUUUUCAU
This is a messenger RNA of Amphimedon queenslandica, 1767 nucleotides long. RefSeq lists its product as uncharacterized. The coding region runs from base 1 to 1518 and encodes 505 amino acids. The transcript is spliced from 2 exons. The record is from RefSeq and is a predicted model, not a curated record. NCBI's taxonomy places the organism in Eukaryota, Metazoa, Porifera, Demospongiae, Haplosclerida, Niphatidae.